GGGGUAUAACUGGAAAAAUACACGGGAGAGCAUCUUGUUUCUCUCUUCCCCCUGCUACUACUUUGAGCUGUCGACAAUCGCCGGGCGCAUCCGUGGGCGAGGCCACCGACGAUGUCGUCCCUCAACUCGCUCUUCAACCGCUCCACCUUCGGCACCAAAUGCAAAACAUGUUUGAAUCUGGUCAUUUCGAGGAUCAAGCUGCUGCGCAAUAGGAGGGAGCUACAACUGAUAAAUAUGCGCAAAGAGAUGGUCCAGUAUCUUCAGACCGGCCAGGAAUCUAUUGCAAGGAUUCGAGUGGAGCACAUUAUCCGGGAGCAAAAUAUAUUGGCUGCCUACGAGAUUGUUGAGCUUUUCUGUGAAUUUGUUCUGGCACGAGUCCCUAUUGUUGAGGUCCAAAAGGAAUGCCCCUUAGAACUACGAGAAGCAAUCGCUAGCAUAAUCUUUGCAUCUGGAAGAUGUUCAGACUUGCCUGAGCUAAUGCAUCUCCGUAAUUUGUUUACCACCAAGUAUGGGAAGGAGUUUGUUGCUGCUGCCAUGGAAUUGCGCCCUGACAGCAGUGUUAAUCGCACAAUAAUCGAGAAGCUUUCGGUGAAGGCUCCAUCAGGUGAAUCAAAGCUGAAGGUUUUGAAAGCUAUUGCCCAAGAGUACAAUAUUGAAUGGGAUUCAUCUAAUACUGAAGUAGAGUUCAACAAGAAAUAUGAAGAUCUACUGGACGGCUCAGGAUCUUCAGUCCGCCAGGUCCAGCCGCCUAUUAUUGAGAGCUCUCCAGUUGUUUCUGCUUCCAGAGAUAAGCCGCCGGCGUUGAUUUCUCAUGUCGAAGACACAGGAAAACAUCAAGUUCGCGAGUCUCCAAGUUCACCAGCUGGGGGCGCAAGAGCUUAUGUUGCCACUAAGACAAAUGUGGCAACCCAGGAGCACCGCUCCCAAUCCCAUGCGGAGGAGAUAUCCUGCACUAGCCCAAGCUCGUCGGACGCGCUAGAAAAAGCCCAAGCGGCCAUUGCUGCCGCCACCCGUGCAUCUGCCGCUGCUCGUGCGGCUGCAGAGCUUGCAAAGGUUAAAAUUACAAGUAAGUGACGCCUUCAGUUGCAGGAAGUCAGGGCAUGCUUCAUGGUUUAACAAUCAGGCAAUUCAGCACCAAUACUGGGCGACUGGCUGAACAUAUUUAAUCAAAAUCACCGAGUUACUGUAUUCUACUAUAUUCCUUUUGUGGGUACUUCAAAUGAGAAAAUGUAGCUCUCUGUUCCGGUCUUGCAUUGCUGUACCAGAAGAGAAAAAAAAAUGUUUGUGGUUU
Phragmites australis (common reed) is the source of this 1291-nucleotide messenger RNA. RefSeq lists its product as uncharacterized. NCBI's taxonomy places the organism in Eukaryota, Viridiplantae, Streptophyta, Magnoliopsida, Poales, Poaceae. The transcript is spliced from 6 exons. The record is from RefSeq and is a predicted model, not a curated record. Gene Ontology annotation, biological process: protein transport. The coding region runs from base 112 to 1074 and encodes 320 amino acids.